UGCUUAACUUUUUUUUCUGGCUGUAUUACCACAUCGCGCAUCUGAUACGCAUACCAACGGUCCCUCGGCCGACAAACCUGACUCUACCACACAAAAACGACACGUCACAUCACAACAUUCAAAAUGGUGGCACUAGGAAAGCGCGGAUCCCGGGUGGGCAUGGAGGCGCUCAGGAUCCUGAAGAGGCAAUCCCAGAGCAACGAGCCCCCCAGGGGCAGGCCGGCGCCCGUCAUGACGGCGUCGCCCUCCCCCGUGCCCGAGGCCGCCAGCGAGGCCCCUGUGCCCACGACGCUCUCUACCGUGGCGCGUGUGAGCUCGGAGUCGUCCAGCUCCGCUUCCGCUUCCGCCACCACCACCACCACCUCUUCGGCCGCGCCGCUCGGCAGCCCGACGAUCCUCCUUACUGCGCCGUCGGCAACCGGGGCCGUUUUCAACUCGCCGUACCCUCCCGUCCAGACGCUCUCGUCCCCUCCCCCCGUCAUCUACACCUCGAUCCCCGGGAGGGCUUCCCCAGCGCGUGACAACGUCGGCAACGCCAUUGGGAUCGUGUUUGGUGCUCUCGCCUGCGCCAUCACCAUCGGCUUCAUCCUGGUCAUCUGCACCGUCCGCCGGCGGCGCGCGCGCAACAGCCCGGCCGCCAAGCCCAAGGCCGCCGAGCCGCCGCCGCCGUACUCGGACAAGCCGGUCAAGCACCUGUCGACCCUCAUGGCGCCCAUGGCGCCGCUGCACACGCCCAUGGCCGAGCUGAGUGCCCAGUCGCCCGCCAUCCCGGGCCCGCAGGAGAUGGCGGUCCCGUCGCCCAUCAAGAGCAGCAACACGGACCGCCCGGCCUCGCCCUGGCCCUUCCUGAACACCACCACCACUACCACCGUCACCGCCACCACCACCACCACCACGUCGCCGCUGUCCCCCUCGCCCCUGGGCCGGUCCGUCAUCACGGGCGAGCGCAGCGAGCCCCCCUUGGCGCCGCCGCCGUCGUUUGUGCUGCAGCCGCCGCCCAAGACGCUCUUCUCGCGCCUGCACUCGCGCUACAACAGCUCGCGCUACUCGAAGCGCUCCACGGGGCUGACCAUGCUCGACGAGAUGCAGUUCUCGACCUACUGCAAGCUCAGCGGCGGCGCCAAGUCGCCCAUUAGCGACAAGGCCAACAAGGUGCUCGGCAAGACCGACGACGAGUCCCUGGCCAGGCCCGCCCCGGCCUUCCACGGCCUGCAGCCGCCCAAGAGCCCCUUCAGGUUCCAGCCGCCCAAGAGCCCCUUCAGGUUCCAGCCGCCCAGGAGCCCCUUCAAGAUGCUCGGGCGCUUCCCCACGCGCGACGAGUGGAAGAGCGGCAGGGUGGCAUCGGGUUAUUGCUCUUAAUUUACUUCUUCUUUUCUUGUCCCUCUUUUUCCCUAUUUUCUUUCGCCCACUGUUUACCGUGUGGCUAGUUCCCCACAGCUUAGGCGUUUUGUUCGGGAUAUCGGCGGGGUUUACAUAGGUCGGAGCAUAUUAGAC
This is a messenger RNA of Gaeumannomyces tritici R3-111a-1, 1494 nucleotides long. RefSeq lists its product as hypothetical. Lineage: Eukaryota; Fungi; Ascomycota; Sordariomycetes; Magnaporthales; Magnaporthaceae. The transcript has 2 exons. Bases 124 to 1359 code for a protein of 411 amino acids. The record is from RefSeq and is a predicted model, not a curated record.